Sorex fumeus (smoky shrew) is the source of this 2375-nucleotide messenger RNA. It is a transcript of the gene LOXL1, whose product is annotated as lysyl oxidase like 1. Gene Ontology annotation, molecular function: protein-lysine 6-oxidase activity; copper ion binding. The coding region runs from base 328 to 2076 and encodes 582 amino acids. The record is from RefSeq and is a predicted model, not a curated record. The transcript is spliced from 7 exons. Gene Ontology annotation, biological process: peptidyl-lysine oxidation. NCBI's taxonomy places the organism in Eukaryota, Metazoa, Chordata, Mammalia, Eulipotyphla, Soricidae.
CCCGCGCUUGCUUAUUCAUUCAGAGUGGGGACCGGCCAGCCCCGAGGGCCAGCAGUGCCGGGCAGCUCUCGCAAGGCCCCCAGGCGGCCCGGCCUGCCCGGUGCCCUGCAGAGCGCGCGCCUCGCGCGGCCCCGGGCACGCCCCUGCCCUGCCCUGCCCUGACCCCUGGGUCUCGAAAUGCUGUCAUCGGAGGAGCCGCCCCACUCGGGACCCGGCCAGGAUGGACAGAGCUAGAGCCGGGGCCGGCGAGCGAGCGUCCUGUCCUGCGGGCGGCGGGGAGAGCAGCCGGCGCGGGGCGCGGGGCGCGGGGCCCGGGCAGCGCGCAGCAUGACCGGCCGGCAGCUGGGGGCCCUGGUGUGGGGCGCGUGGCUCUGCGCGCUGGUGCGCGCUCAGCAGGCCGCGCCGGGGCCCGGCUCGGACCCGGGGCGCUGGCGGCAGCUGAUCCAGUGGGAGAACAACGGGCAGGUGUACAGCCUGCUCAACUCGGGCUCCGAGUACGUGCCGGCCGGGCCGGCGCGCGCCCAGGCUAGCCCGCGGGUGCUGCUGGCGGGCGCCCCGCAGCCGGCCCCGCGGCGCAGCCCCGGGGGCCCCCGGAGGCGCCAGGCGCCGUCGCUGCCGCAGCCCGGGCGCGCGGGCUCGGACACGGUACGCGGCCAGGCGCGGCACCCGUUCGGCUUCGGCCAGGUGCCCGACAACUGGCGCGAGGUGGCCGUCGGGGACGGCGCGGGCCUGGCGCGGGCGCGCACCUCCGUCUCGCAGCACGGCGGCUCGGCCAGCGUGUCGGCGUCGGCCUUCGCGGGCACCUACCGCCAGCCGGGCCCCUUCCCGCCGCAGUACCCCUACCCGCAGGCGCCCUACGUGGGCCAGUACGAGAACUACGACCCCGCGGCGCGCACCUACGACCAGGGCUACGUGUACUACCGCGGCGGGGGCGGCGCGGGCGCGGGCGCGGCGGCCGUGGCCUCGGCGGGGGUGCUGUACCCCUACCAGCCGCGCGCGCGCUACGACGAGUACGGGGGCGCGGGCACGGGCACGGGCGCGGGCGAGGAGCAGCCCGAGUACCCGCCGCCGCAGGGCUACUACCCGGCGCCCGAGCGGCCCUACGCGCCCGCCGACGGCCUGGACCGCCGCUACUCGCACAGCCUGUACAGCGAGGGCGCGGCGCCCGCCGAGCCCGCCUACCCCGACGCGGGCUCCGACCCCCGGCCCGACCCCCGGCCCGACCCCCGGCCCGGCUGGUACCCGCCCUACGCCAACGUGCCGCCCGAGGCCUACUCGCCGCCGCGCGCCGUGGAGCCGCAGCCCCCGUUCCGCGUGCAGGAGCCGCCCUACCUGCCCGUGCGCAGCUCCGACGCGCCCCCGCCGGGAGCCGAGCGCAGGGACACGCGCAACAACGGCGGCGGCGGCCGCCUGAGCGUGGGCAGCGUGUACCGGCCCAACCAGAACGGCCGCGGGCUCCCUGACUUGGUGCCGGACCCCAACUACGUGCAGGCGUCCACGUAUGUGCAGCGGGCGCACCUGUACUCACUGCGAUGCGCCGCUGAGGAGAAGUGUCUGGCCAGCACGGCCUAUGCCCCCGAGGCCACCGACUACGACGUGCGGGUGCUGCUGCGCUUCCCACAGCGAGUGAAGAACCAGGGGACCGCCGACUUCCUGCCCAGCCGGCCCAAGCACACCUGGGAGUGGCACAGCUGCCACCAACAUUACCACAGCAUGGACGAGUUCAGCCACUAUGACCUGCUGGACGCAGGCACGGGCAGGAAGGUAGCUGAGGGCCACAAGGCCAGCUUCUGCCUGGAGGACAGCACCUGUGACUUUGGCAACCUGAAGCGCUACGCGUGCACCUCUCACACGCAGGGCCUGAGCCCAGGCUGCUAUGACACGUACAACGCGGACAUCGACUGCCAGUGGAUCGACAUCACCGACGUGCAGCCGGGCAACUACAUCCUCAAGGUGCACGUGAACCCCAAGUAUGCUGUUCUGGAGUCCGACUUCACCAACAACGUGGUGAGGUGUAACAUUCACUACACGGGCCGCUAUGUUUCCACCACAAACUGCAAAAUCGUCCAAUCCUGAUCCCGGAGGAGGACGGCGGCCACUCACCCUCCCCUGUGGCCCUGUGGCCCCAGGCAGCCCCCCACCAGCACCAGCCUCCUCGAGGGGGCCAGCACCCCUCCCAGGCAAGGGCAGCUGGACACUGGGGCCCCUCCCCGCUGGCUCCAGGGAGCCGAGGAACCAGACCACAGGGGCCCAGCCGGACCCCCUUUGUACUUAACCUUCCUUUUCUCUACAAUGUUCCUUUGUCCGUUUUUACUUUUUAUAUUUUGGCCCCUACACAGAACAAGAGUGCCCGGGAUUGGGUUCUGAAUAAAAAG